CGCAUUACCCAUUGCGUCCGAUUGCGUCAUCCUCUGAUCCCGUAGCUGCAUCGCUUCGAGUGCUAAGGCGCAAAUGGCGUUUUCGUUCACUCGGAUCAUCAGGUGCGAGUAUCGAGAGAGAGCAAACGUUAAUCGUAGUCGACGGAACAUCCAGAAACACGAGCGAUGGCGCCAAAAAACAAGGAAAACAAGCGGAAGAAGCAGCUAGAAGAGCAGGGUGACGAAGACUAUCGCAAACGAAGAGAUCGGAAUAAUCAGGCUGUGAAAAGAUCUAGGGUGAAAAGUAAGUUACGCACGCAACAAACCUUAGAGCGAGUAAAUCAGCUGAAGACGGAGAACGAAUUAUUGGAGGAGAAGAUCAAAAUGCUCACCAAAGAGCUGGGAUUUCUUAAGGAUCUCUUUCUUGCGCAUGCAGGCUCCAGUCAGCACUCUCUAAACAUUCAAGAUUUAGAUCUAAAUGCUCUUUUAGCCGAAGACAAGUCCGCGGAAGACCCGCCGAAGACGACCACCGCUAAACCGUAGACCGGUGUGCAAGCGCCACGUGAAAGAAUCAGCGUGGUGUGAAUCAGAAAUGUUGAAGAAACAUACGUCGGUUCAUUUAAUCGAAGCGUCAAGUGAGUAUCCGUGAAAAGAUGCUCGCUCGAAAAAUUGAUUGAAAAAGAUUUGUUUAGACGCGAUCCAGCGUUGUUUCCUGAAGUGAGCCUUCUCGAUGUGUCAUCAGAAACAAACAACUGUGUAUUGUUAUCGACUAAAUUUUGUAGCUUAACAGGAAUUAAGACAGAAAAGCAGAAACUUACGACGCGGCGAACCGUCGUUUGUUGCGGUGAAGGCGUGAAAAAAGCCAUUUUUCUCGAUGAAAAGUUAGAUAGGUUGAUACUCUGGUGAAUAGAGUACAAAAGACGGCGAUGUAUCGCGAGAGUGUACGGAACAUUGCAUUUUACGAUCUUAUUUCGUACUUUUACGUCUUGUAAGAUAAACCGGUUUACGCGGAAAGCAAGUCGGAUUUGGAAAAACCAUAAACAAUUAUUUAAUCUUUUAUAUAAAUGUAUAUAUGCGGUAUUUAUAUUAUUAUCAUUGGAAGAUAAAUUAUUUUUUAUUAUACUUUAUUGAGAAAUUGUAUGUAAUCAUGGAGUUUAUAGAAAAUGGUACACACACAUAUGGUGUCGUAUUUGCAACAUUUAACAAAUUAAAUCUUCGCUAAUAUCAUUUUGAUGCAAAGACAGCGACACAGUGAUGUCGCACAUUGAAAAACAAGAGAUACGAUUAAAUAAAAAAUAUAUAUAUCUGUUAUCAAAUACAAAAUCGUUAAAAUCUAUUAUAUUUAAGUAGACGAUAUAUCUGAAACACAUUUGUGAGCAUCACAAUGCGUGUAAUUUGAAAUGUAAAUUUGUAAUUACAUUGUAGCAGUUUUAAUUACAUGCAUCCGUUACAUGUAAGAAAUGUCAUAGAUAUUUUACGAUAUUUAACGCACAAAACAUGUGUAAAUAUAUGUGAAAUAAAAUCUUUGUGUAUCUAUCGCGAGCUGGA
This is a messenger RNA of Pseudomyrmex gracilis, 1527 nucleotides long. RefSeq names its product CCAAT/enhancer-binding protein gamma (gene Irbp18). The coding region runs from base 166 to 522 and encodes 118 amino acids. The record is from RefSeq and is a predicted model, not a curated record. Gene Ontology annotation, molecular function: DNA-binding transcription factor activity, RNA polymerase II-specific; RNA polymerase II cis-regulatory region sequence-specific DNA binding. NCBI's taxonomy places the organism in Eukaryota, Metazoa, Arthropoda, Insecta, Hymenoptera, Formicidae. Gene Ontology annotation, biological process: DNA-templated transcription; regulation of transcription by RNA polymerase II. The transcript has 4 exons.